This is a messenger RNA of Ciona intestinalis (vase tunicate), 1777 nucleotides long. The record is from RefSeq and is a predicted model, not a curated record. NCBI's taxonomy places the organism in Eukaryota, Metazoa, Chordata, Ascidiacea, Phlebobranchia, Cionidae.
GCCAGAAAAACAUAAAUUUAUGAAUAUCAAAAUGCAAAACUAGAAGAAUUAAACUGAAAAGCUGGUUGAUUUUUAAACUGCCAGAAUCGCCGGGAUGCGUUGUAAAUCUACAAAUUGUGGAUAUAACCUCACAAAUUAUUGUAAAUGAACCUGCAUACUGCAGUAGCAUCUUAGUAGGAAAACACUGAUAUAUUAUGUUGGAGAAAAACACGUAUUUUGGGUCCCAAAUGGGACCCAUCUUUCAACAGAAAGACUACAGGAAAUAUAAAGAGAACUACACAAUGAAGUUCACCGAUUGGUUAACUCAAAAACAAUUGACAAACAUAAGCCAUCAGUAAAGGCAUCCGAUUCAAAGCAUCAUCAAGACCUACAUGAUCAUGUGAAGAAAAUAAUGGAUUCUCAUAAAUAUCCAUCGAAGUCCAAGUCAGCGGAUCAUGAACAACAUCAGCAUGCUCAGAAGAUUAUGGAUGCCGCACAUAAACAUCUUGCGUCAAAGAAGGAAGAAGAAAAAACCAAAAAUGCGAAUUCUAAAAUACCCGCUCAUGAUCUUCAUAAAGACAACAAGGGAUUAAAAUCAAAAACAUCAGACCAUCACACUCUAAAUCAUGAGCAUUCUGGUCAUGCUAAGAAACUAAUGGAAGAAGCACACCACCAAUUGGCACAUGAGAAGAAGAAACUAGAAACAGAUCAUCAUCAAAUGGCUAAAGAUUUAAUGAAUACAGCUCACAAGCAUGCAGAUUCCAAACAGAAAGCAAAAAAACAGAUGAAACAGCAAGGGAUUAAUCAUAAUAAUCAUGAUGACUUACAUAAACAUGUGGAUGACUAUUUAAAGGAACAUAGCGAAAAAAGAGAACAAGCUAAGAGACACUAUGAUGAGAAAAAGUCCAACAAUCACCACCAUUGGCAUCACGGUCAUAACAGUCAUUCACAUCAUGACCAAAUUCACCACCACCAUGAUCAUGAUUUUCAUAGUCAUGGGCAUCAUGAUCAUGAUUUUAACCAUCACGAGUUUCAUGAUCAUCACGUUCCUUAUGAUCAUGAAAUGGAUAAAGCAGCGCAGAAAAUGUACAAAGAGUUGGGAGUCCGUCACCUUGCAUCUGGCAAAAGUGGUAAGGUAUCUACAGAGACGACCAAUCACCUACUUCAGUAUUAUACACUGAGUUUACAAACUGGCGAGAAUUGUUACUUUCAGAAUGUAACAAAAGACUCCAAUAUAAUUAUUGAUUUUAAGCAAACAUCUGGUGAAACAGUCUUGGUGAAAGUUUUUGAUCCAAACAACAAAAUUAUCGUGGAAACAAAGAGAGUUUUUGGGACUUUAUACGCCACAGCUAAGCUAGAUGGACCGUAUCAUGUGUGUAUAUACAAUCCGUAUUGGAGUACGCGUAAAGUGUUUAUGAUUUUAGACGUGGAACCGCUCGAUUUAGGAGAGCAUUACAAGACUCACGACCAGGUGCAUUUCUUUCAUCCUUUGAACGAAAUUUUGAAACAAACUCGGCGUUUGCGAGCUUUGGUGGUUUAUGACAAAACUAGAUGGUCCAUGCGGAAUUAUGAGGAGACGUAUUAUACAAGCACUAUGAUGAACAGGUCUUGGUAUAUGCUCUACUUGGCAUUGGCAAUCUACUUUUACAAGUGGUGGCCAUACACAAAGUGUUUGGCAAUGCAGCAAGCCUAAAUUUAUUACUUGCUCAAGAUAAAGUGACAUACCGAAUGCAAGCCCAGGUUUAAAUAUACCCUUUGCGUGAAACGUUCACAUCAAUAAAAGAUUCUCGCUAUCCGG